Notolabrus celidotus (New Zealand spotty) is the source of this 1470-nucleotide messenger RNA. It is a transcript of the gene snx10a, whose product is annotated as sorting nexin 10a. The transcript is spliced from 7 exons. NCBI's taxonomy places the organism in Eukaryota, Metazoa, Chordata, Actinopteri, Labriformes, Labridae. The record is from RefSeq and is a predicted model, not a curated record. Gene Ontology annotation, biological process: intracellular protein transport. Gene Ontology annotation, molecular function: phosphatidylinositol binding. The coding region runs from base 360 to 1046 and encodes 228 amino acids.
AAUUCACGACAGGUGCACAGCACGGAUCCUGCUCGCAAAUCUAUCUGAAAAGGGAAACCAUUGUCUCUAUGUGAGGCUAGAUUGAAAAAAAUACUACUAAUUUUAUUACGACUUUUUAUUUUGUUUAUAUCUUUUAUAACGACAUGGUUUUCCCUGAGCAGAGAAGGCGUGAACUAUUACAGAGGCAGAGGUCACACUAAGCAGCAAGCAGUUUGUAUUAGCAGACGGCUUCAGCAUUAAGUGGUUCAGUCUAGGGCAGCUCAAGUCUCUCCAACCACACCGCUGAGGAGCUUGUGGUGGUUUUCCAAACACCACUACGGGCCACUGCUCCAGUUGUGAAAACGGACAAGGUUUUUGUGAUGAGUAUGGACAGUAUUCUGGAAGGUCUCUCAAAAACUGAGUUCAUCAGCAUUUGUGUCCGAGACCCUAGGCUUGUUAAAGAUGACUUCUGGCAUACACACAUUGACUAUGAGAUCUGUGUACAUACAAACAGCAUGUGUUUUCGAAAGAAAACUUCCUGUGUAAGACGGCGUUACAGUGAGUUUGUCUGGCUGCGCAAUUGUCUGGAGCAGAAUGCCCUGAUCAUAAAAUUACCCAAGUUGCCGCCCUGGAACCCUUUCAUCAGUAUGAGGAACAAGGACCAGGUUUCCCACAGGAUGCAGGGCCUACAGGAGUUCUUAGAAUAUGUUCUUCAUACACCUCUGCUGUUAUCGGACAGUCGACUUCAUCUGUUUCUCCAGUCUGACCUGAACAUGAGGAGGAUGGAGAGGUGUGCUCGUGGUAAAACCAAGUAUACUGUGGCUGAAGCCGUCCAGCGCUCCAGCAGCAUCAGCUACGUCAGCAGGCUAGAGGAGAAGUCGUCCUCCUGUGACUCUGACUGUGAGAGCUCUUCAUCAUCAGGCUUUGGAAUGAGUGUGGACACACCACCACGAGGAAGCCCCCUCUCCUUCUUGGAGUCCUCUGACAGAGACCCGGAACUGUGCAGCUGCCUUUCACAGUCCCAAAUCCCCGUUCAGUGCGUCCUGAAGAACGGCAGCUUUACCUGACCACGUCCUCUGUUCGAACUGUAGUCAGUCAUGUAUCAUCCUGUUUGAUACUCAGUGGAACCCUUGCUUUUCUUAAUCAACUUACAAAGAGAAAAAUGCUUUAUUUUACUUCUGUUAGCAGGGUUAUUCUCAGAAAUGUCUUGUUUUAAUUAUUUGCUUUGGUUUUCUCUGAAAGCAGUGCUGUGGUUAUUUAAUUCAGAGUGCACCACAAAAAUACUCCUAUUUUAAAAAUGUAUAGUAAACUUAAAUUUAUAAUUUAGUUCUUAAAUAUUUACCCUGUAUGCUUUUUUUAUCUGUUUUGGGGCUGUGCUGUGGUUGGUGAAGAAUGUGUUUGAAUGAGAGAUUUUUUAGAAAAAUAUUUGAGAAUACUUCUAUGAUUUGUUAAUGAUGAAUAAAUGGUCCUUUUUUAUAAUGAAAAAAAAAA